Molecule: messenger RNA, 1304 nt
Organism: Physella acuta
Lineage: Eukaryota; Metazoa; Mollusca; Gastropoda; Physidae
Product: ras-related and estrogen-regulated growth inhibitor
Molecular function (GO): GTP binding; GTPase activity
Source: RefSeq, a predicted model, not a curated record
CCGUGUGCACGUGCAUUCGUGGUACUCACUCGUGCACGAUACAGGACAUGCUGUAGGACAUUGUUUUAGGACAUGUUUCAGGACAGGUCGAGCAGUGUGUCGUGUUGUUACAAAACAACUGUGCUGUAGGAUGAAUUAAUUUACAAAUUAAUAAAUUACUCAUUUCUUUUUGGAAGUGUAUGCAAAUCAAUUAACAAUUUAAAACAUUUUGUUAUGAAAUUAAAGACAAAAAUAAUUAUACUUGAAAUAUAAAAAUAUAAUUAUGGUUUGAUAUUAAGAGAUUUUUAUCGCUAUCGUAUAUUAUUUAAAUAAUUGAAUCCUGAAUGAAAUCGAUAAUUUUAUAAACUAUUUAAGUCAUCAAUGGAUGUUUGAAGUAACACAUCAGAUCGGCUUCAAUUAAGAUUAAUUUCUCACAAAGGGACGUAACCGUGAAUUUGUUUUGUUUUUUUUAAAAAAAUCCAAAGUUCCGAAACUUUCCUUGGAUAUCUGAGUGCAGGAUAUCAAGAUGUCUCAACGAAGAUUCACCAACGCUAAAAUCGUCAUCCUAGGUGGCUCUGGCGUCGGGAAAACAGCCUUCGCUGUUCGGUAUAUAACGAAGAGAUAUAUUGGAGAUUACGCUCCGAACACAGAGAUGUUGUACUCACAUCGUCUUGUUGGAAGCAGAGAUGAACUCACGCUGGAGAUAUUGGACACAGCAUUUCAGAUGCCCCGUGAGACGCUGGAGAAACACGUCAGAUGGGCGGACGGUUUUAUCCUCAUGUACUCUGUCACCAGUCGCCAUAGUUACCAGGACGCCUGCAAGCUGAAGGAGGUUUUGUUCCAACUCCGUGGGGCGGACAUGCCAGUGGUGCUGGUCUCCAACAAACACGACCUGCUGACGGCGCGUGCUGUGACGGAAGACGAGUGUGACAACCUGGCUGGGGAGAUGGACUGUCCGAGGUUCCAGAUCUCUGUGGCUGAGGGUCAAGACGGCGUCAACGAGGCCAUGGAGGAGCUUUUGGUCCUCAUCAAGAGACAGCUGGUCAAGAGCUUGACCACGCCCACCCCGGACAACGUGGCCGGGCUGGAGAAGAAGUCCCGCCUGUACAACAUGAAGAAGGCCUUCAAGAAACGGAUCGUCCGGAGCAGGAGCGACACCUUUUGAUGCCAGCCCCGGGGGGUUGACGUACGGCUGAAAGUGAUGACGAUGGACACGGGGGGUGGGGAAACAACGACUGGGCUUGUUAAAACUUGGGCAGGACGGGUUCGAUGGUAUCUUUUGUGUGUGUGUUGGUAUCGCUUCUGUAACCCAACUCUGUAUCUAA